Entrophospora candida is the source of this 1428-nucleotide messenger RNA. NCBI's taxonomy places the organism in Eukaryota, Fungi, Glomeromycota, Glomeromycetes, Entrophosporales, Entrophosporaceae. The record is from the annotation of a GenBank genome assembly.
AUGUUUUCAAAUUAUGCAAAAUCACAAAAUUUAAGGAUUUCAAAUUAUUUCAAUGAAAUUGGAAUUAGUGACAGUGGUGAUAGUAACAAAUUAUCGAAAGAAAUAGAGUGGAGAGGAACUUUAGUUAUUCACAGGCAAUCAGUUAGUAGUAAUGGUUGGGUAAUAAUAAUAAAAGAUUUAGCAGUAAGAAUAGAUCCAAUAGACAAUAACAGCAACACCAACAUCAAUAGCAAUAGUAUAAAAGCGUAUAAAUUUAUAUUUUCAACAACGCUUAUACCAAAUUUUCAUAUACAAACUUUUCAAACCAUUAAGGAAGAAUUGAAAUCGUUAAUCAGUUUUAGGGUUGGAUUAUUGGGAUUGAUCGAGUAUAAUGACACGAUAACUUUGAGCGAGAGCACUAGUUAUUAUAGUUUGAUUGGUAAAGGUGGAUUAUGGAGUGGUAUUGAGAUAUCUAGUGAAGGUGACAAUAUAAAGAAAUUCGAAACUAGUCUAAUUGAUAAUACUAAAGGACAAAAUCUUAUAGUUAAUAUCAUUGGAUUCAUCACUGGAAACAGCGAAGGAAUAUUGUUGAGACCUUCAAGAUUAAAAUACACUCUAUCGUUUAAAAAUUUUCCAUAUAUUUACAAAGACUCGAAAAUAGCAAUAUUGCAUGCUAUAUAUUCAUCGUCGACUUCAACGAAAAAAUAUGAUUUAACAUCUGUCAAUAUAUUAGAAGCAGGAAGAAAUUGUGGGGGUGGAAGAGAUAUAAUAAAUGUCGGAAAAUUUGAAUCGAUUUCAACUGUUUUAGCAGAUGGUAAAAAAUAUGAUUUAUUACUAGAACAAAAAGUUAUAUGGAAAGAAUCAAUUGAAUUAAUUAGCAAUAUCAAUCAUUUGAUAGCAUUUAAAAUUCCAGUGAUACAACCAACUGAAGUUAUUUGGGAUCCGGAGGGGUUUAAUAAUAAACACACUUUUGACACUAAAAAUAAUACAAUUACUCAUAGCGUCAGCUUGUCUUGGAUUACUGAUCAACAAACAUCAUGGAAUUUAUUUUUUCAAACUAAUCAAAGUUAUGCUAGUUAUGCUACAAUAGAUCAUGACUACCCAGAAGUAAUAAAAACAGAAGAUGGUAAUAAUGAACCAGCCCCAGUACCAUCAUGGAUAGAACAUACAUGUAUAGCAGAUCUUAUUACAAUAUUGCUAAUACUUGCAAAUACAACAUUAUUCAUAGUCACAUUUUUUUCAUCAAUAUUUGUGCUCAGAAAAGCAAAAAAUAAAGAUUUGUUGGAAAUAUAUAAUGAGCAAAAUGAUGAAAACGAGUUUGAUGUUGGCGAAUUGGCUGUUGAUGACGCGGUGAUUGUUGAAGAAUGUCAAAAUAUGAGAAAUAUUGAAUCGAGAUAUUCUGCUGUUGAUGAAAAUUGGUUGAAACGAAUAGUAGUUGAUAAUGAAUAA